GAUUUCGGUGUAACACCGGAAACGGAAACCCUAAAGAAGCGAUCAAAAAGUCAGGAGAAGCACCCUGGCGCUAUCAUUGCUUUAAGAAUAAGGAGUCUCUCAAACUGAAUGUUCGUGUGCCCUGCGGUGUCUCCGCGUUAGAAUUAUUCUUGAGCUAUAUUGUUAACUAGCAUGAAAUACGAAGCUAUCGUUAUUUAGUUCACUGCAACCGUUAGCUCGCUUUUGCCGCUGUUUAAUUGACGCCUAGUUGCAGAGAGGUGUCUGAAGCUGUCAGCCGAUGUUGGAGGGACCUGAGGGAUUAUGGCCGACCCUGCACGCAUCAAGCCCGAGGUUAAACCCGAGAGAACGACCUCUGCCAACGAGGACCAUCCGAAACCAGAGGCCGCUGAGGAUGGACCUGCCGCGUCUAAACCCGCGGACGUAAACAAAGAGUCCUCCUCGCAAGAUCAGGUCAAACAGGAGGAGAAAUCUGAUGUGGCAGCCGAGGAAGAUGAGGAAGAGGGAACCUCCGACCAAGCCUCCAAAAGGCUGAAGCUGGAACCAGAGAAGAAAAAGGAGAGGCGCCAAAAGGUCGACGAGGAUGAAAUACAAAAGAUGCAAGUUUUGGUGUCCUCCUUUUCUGAAGAGCAGCUAAAUCGCUAUGAGAUGUACAGACGCUCUGCCUUUCCAAAGGCGGCAAUCAAGAGGCUGAUCCAGUCCAUAACAGGAUCAUCAGUGUCACAGAACGUGGUGAUCGCCAUGUCUGGUAUUUCCAAGGUGUUUGCCGGUGAAAUUGUUGAGGAAGCAUUGGACGUUUGUGAGAAGUGGGGAGAAACCCCACCGCUUCAGCCCAAGCAUAUGAGGGAGGCGGUGAGGAGGCUGAAGAGCCGAGCUCAGAUCCCCAAUACCAAGUAUAAGCAAAUCCUCUUCCAGUGAGACGCUCUAGAUUUCAUGGGGAAGUGGUCCUGGGAUUUGAACAAUGGUUCUCUAGCGUGUGGAAAAAAACACAAGUCAAAAUCAGUAACUGGAGUAUUGAAGAAGGACCAUUUCAGACAAUACCAAGAGGCACUUGGUACUUGAAGGCAACUGUUGAAAUGAGGUCCUCUUACUCAACAUUCACCUCUAGCUUUCUAAAUGCAGCAUACAGUGCAAAUUGUGUGAAAUUAUAUUCAUGGUAUCAUGGUUGUAAAUAGUGUUUUUUUUUUACUGUCUUGGUCUUUUGCCUCAAUUAUUUUAAAGAACUGGUGAACUGUUUUUUUUCUUCUGUUUAUAAAAUCUUACGGUGGUAGUUGGCUGCCAUCAUUCAGCCCAUCGCAGAACUAAUGUCUCACAAUACAUAAAUUAAAAGUUGAAUUUUUUUUUUUACUGUGACAAACCACAGCUCACAUUUCUAACAUAAUGGAGGUGAGACUUGAACCAAUACUUUGCUGUAUAUUAUAUAACAAAAUGUGGAUGCCAUUUGUUAAACGGAAGCAUGCCUUUCUAUUCACACUUGGCACAACUGGAAUGUGUUCAUUUAUUCUUUCAUAAUAUUUCCCACAUACUAGCUUCAGUUCAUAGAACCAAUUUUAUAUUAGUCUUAAUAAAGUGACAGACUAUACAAAAAAAAUACACAACUGACAUACUGUUUUACAUCGAUACAAGUGCAAACUAGUGAAUUCAUCACACAAAGUGAAAGUAAUUCACAAGGCUUAAACUAGGCAACAUGCGUUCGGUGUCAACAUUUCACUAGGUUGAAAUAGGUCUUGCAUCAUUCUCCAUCCUGCUGUUUAUGGUUGUAAGCAGAUGGAACCCAGAGCACCAGUUGGUCAGCCAAACAAGAAUGCUACUAAACAGGAGAAGGUGGCUAUAAACUGAAUUCACAGCUACAUGUUGCAUUGUACUGCUAUCUUUGUCUACUAAGGCAUGCAAAAAUAAAA
This is a messenger RNA of Pungitius pungitius (ninespine stickleback), 1898 nucleotides long. It is a transcript of the gene taf11, whose product is annotated as TAF11 RNA polymerase II, TATA box binding protein (TBP)-associated factor. Gene Ontology annotation, molecular function: protein heterodimerization activity; transcription coactivator activity. The transcript is spliced from 6 exons. NCBI's taxonomy places the organism in Eukaryota, Metazoa, Chordata, Actinopteri, Perciformes, Gasterosteidae. Gene Ontology annotation, biological process: transcription initiation at RNA polymerase II promoter; RNA polymerase II preinitiation complex assembly. The coding region runs from base 301 to 915 and encodes 204 amino acids. The record is from RefSeq and is a predicted model, not a curated record. Gene Ontology annotation, cellular component: nucleus; transcription factor TFIID complex.